AUGGCUUACUAUUCAGAUUCAGAAUCCGACAACGAGUAUGAGCAGGUCUGUACUCGAGGAGGGUGCUGCGGUAGCGAAGGUGCCGCUUUGCCUUUUGACUCUGCAUCUAUCGAAAAUGUGAUAUUGUCAAUAAGCGACAGCUUUGAUUUCCGCGUCAUUUUGAGCGAUGAGAGAACUAAAGGAGCAAUCCUUGUGACCACUGGGUUGGCUUUAGCUGGAGGGUUAAUCGGGCGCCAUUAUGGUGGGAGAAUUGGAGCCGCUGUUGGUGGAGCUGUUGGCGGCGCAUGCGGUCUUGGAAUAGUCGCUGUUUCCAUGAGAAGUAUUUGGCAAGAUAUUAAGGAAAAGCUCUCAGAUCUGUUUGAAAUGGUUUAUGACUACUUGGCUGGGUUGGGCUUGGACGACUACAAGCGUGCUGCAAUGUUCCUUACGCAGCAAGCGGAUAUCUUUGAGAUCCGUAUAGUAUGGGACAACAAUGCAGCUCUGUUGACAACUGUGAUGGCAGUCGCUGGUGGUGUGAUGGGUGGGUACGCUGGUGGUAGACUUGGUGCAGCACUGGGAGCUGGCAUCGGAGGAGCUACUGGACUCGGAGUAUCAACGGUGGUCUCGCUAAGACAAAUUUGGGAGACAGUGAAGGAGCAGCUGAACGAACUAUUGUUCAUAAUAUUCAACUAUCUACGAAGACUGGAUGCUGUUGACUACAUGAAUGCGUUCAGGAUCCUCAUGCGGUGCAUGGAGAGCAGACGGGAGCUGGUGUUUACGAUCGUGGAGUUCAUUGCUGAGAAGCUAAGCACACAGGUCACGUCUAGUAUUGCUUACCAUCACUGA
Messenger RNA from Spodoptera exigua (beet armyworm), 825 nucleotides. Lineage: Eukaryota; Metazoa; Arthropoda; Insecta; Lepidoptera; Noctuidae. The record is from the annotation of a GenBank genome assembly.